AUGGAAAGGAUAGAGGACAGCUUAGAUGCGUAUGCAGUCAGCUGUGGGGAUUCAGGUUGGCCCCGUAGAGGAGACACGCAUCAGGGAAACUUGUACACCGGACACACAGUUGCGGCCAAGAUGAAAUGCAGCAUGAUGGUUGGAGCAUUACAUUUUGUAGCUGGGUGGACACCUAAUCAGCCGCCGGAUACGGACGAGUCGCAAAAUGAUAAGGAAAUGAAGGCCAUUAUGAGGUGUAUGGUGGCCAAUGUUUUUGCGUAUAUAUUGGCUGAAAUAACGUGUCCAUAUGAGUGGCCAGCAAUAGAUCAAGCUUGGAAGAUAAUGAAGGAGCUUGCAGUGGGCACGCGAGACACCUCUAAUCCGCUUUACACCGGCCAAUGUACGCAAGAUAUAUAUAAGGAUUUUAAAAUAGGGAAAGGGAACUUACAGGAAGCGGUAAGAAAAUGGUUAAAGCAAAGUACAACGAUAAGCGCUCGUAUAAACGAAAUAAAGAAGAACCCACAGUGUACAAUGAAGUGGGAAAUGUACAAGAACAGUAUGCAAAAGAGAGGGGAACAGGCAAAAAUUUCCAGUAUAUUUCAGAAGGAGGAUCUGCAGGGAUUAGUGGAGGAACAGAUAAAAGAAGUGUUUAAGAGAAUUACCAAAAAAGUAAGCACACAGGUGCAGAAGGCGCGCCAGCGGGAACAGGGUUACGAGGACUCUACGAAUAGUGAUGUUGACUCUGCGAAAGAUGAGGACGUCGACGAUGAUGAUGAUGCCAACCAUGAGGAUGCAGAACAGGCGGACGCGAAUGCGAAGAAGAAAGAAGCUCCACCGGCUAAAGUUCCAGAAGCUUCACCACCGAAGAAACCAGAGGCUCCACCAGCUCAGGUACCAGAGGUACCAAAGGCGGGUGUUCCUGAGGACACAGAUAAGAACAAACCACCAGAGGCAGGGAGUGGAACAGAUGGAAGAGGACGCUCCGAGGACCCACCAGCUGGACCGGAUGCACAGGCACCAUCCGUAGCACAAGGAGGCAGGUCUGACACACCACCAGCGGAUGCCGCACCAACAACAUCGGCAGGCACGGGACAAGGAACACAGACAGAAACCACACCACCAGGACCGGGUCCGGGACCUGGACCUGGACAACAACCCCCACCUCCACCACCAUCACGGGCAGCAUCACCAGAACAGGGAACAGUGGCAACAACAACGGACACAGCAGCAGAGAAGACAGCAGGAAAAUCGAAGGAUGACACAGGUGAGGAAGAGUGUACGGACGAGAAAUCCAGUUCUUCAGCCUCUGGUGCACAGACACAUGAAGGAUCCCUCGUUAGUGUCACGAGCGUUCCCUAUUCCUAUCCCGGUGAAGCCUCAUGUGAAAUACUUAAGACCAUCAGGCAGCAGGAGAGAGCGACAUCUUCCACAGGCCAUGACGUCGUUGACGGCGGCAACGAUGACCCCCCUCCUCUCAAUCCACCCAAACCAAAACCGAACCCAAACCCAGAUCAAUCCGGUAGUAGCGGCGACGACGGAGGCGCCGACCAGUCCUCAGGAGGUGGUGCACAUGGUGUUUCUGGUGGGGAAGGAAAGGGAGGUGAGGAUGGUCAAAAGGAUGGUGGAGCAGGUGGUGCAGUUGGUGGUGGUACGGGUGGUAGUAGUGGUGUUAAUGGUGGUGUUAGUGGUGGUGGUACUGGCCGUGGUGCAGGUGCUGCAGUUGGUGGAGCAGGUGGUUCCCCUCCUUCCGGUGGUCCAAGUAAAGGAGCUAAUGACCAACCUCUUCCUACCCCACCCCCUCCGUCGAAACCAUUCAACCCCAAGGAUCUCAUCCCCUACACCCCCGCGAUCAUUCCCGCGGUGGUUGGUAUCGGGAUCAUUGCGUUCUUCCUAUGGAAGUAUUUUGCGUACCUCGGAACAAACAGACGACGAACAUAUCGAACCGUUCGUGACGUGCCGUCACCGCCACUCGACGAAGAAAUAUUGGCGCAUCUACAACGCGGCGACCUGCCGCCACCCGAUUACGGGUACACCAUGGUUAGGGACACGCCACCUUCGUCCGCUGCCGAACGACGCGGACAACGCCCACCGCGCGUGCAUACGCGCACGAUCAUCGAGCUACAUUUAGAAGUGCUCAACGAAUGUGAAGCAACCGAGUGGGAAAACGUCAAAGACGACUAUUUGCAAAUACUCGUUGAAGAGUUUAUGGGGGGCCCCAACGGACAUAGUAGUUGCCCCGAUGCUCCUAGCACAAACCAGGAUUUAUCAGGGAACACUCUUUCAGCCAACGUGCACCCACCCACUGACACCGCUGUAACGGAUGCAUGUCCACCACAUGACCCCGAUCCAUGGCGUUGUAUGGACGCUAUACAGUUCGCCACGGACCCUUCUGCUUCUAACGACGAGGACUCCGAUCCAUGGAGCUGUAUGGAAACUAUACCGUUAGCAACGGACACUUCUCCACCUAAUGACCCCGAUCCAUGGAGUUGUAUGGAAACUAUACAGUUAGAUGCACAACAGAAUGCUCAUUCCAACCACAGGGAGGCGACGUCGGACUGCACCACAUGGAUUAACUGGAUUCACCGCAACAAGCAUCUAUUGCGGGCGUGCACGACGCAGCCGUGGUUUUUGCAAUUGAAAUCGGAUUGGAAACAAUAUUAUCAACAACAUGCGACAGACGACGUAUCCGGCAACAGUGAACUCAGUGACCAAAGACGUAUUGGAUGUGUGGAAAUGAAAAAAGAUGCCUGGAAACAGUGGGUCCAACAGCAACAUCGGCAAAUGCGUAUGUAUGGCCAGGAGGAGUGGUUCCAGCAUUUGUUGAAUAGUGUAGAGGAAGAGACAGUAACGGCAACAGGCGAAAGCCCUGGAGUGGAAACAUUAAUGGGAAAAGAAGAUGUGCUACGAGUGACAGAUGCACCACGGACGCAACCACUGCAUCCGCAACCUUACAUGAAAAAACGGUUAACCGCUAAAAUAUGGAUACUGAUCCUCGCAUUAGUCAUAGAACAGUGCGAAGUCGAACGCAGUUUGCAGGAGAAGGAGUUAUAUGUGGAUGCCCUAUUGGAGCAACUGUGA
This is a messenger RNA of Plasmodium fragile, 3057 nucleotides long. RefSeq lists its product as uncharacterized. The transcript has 4 exons. The coding region runs from base 1 to 3057 and encodes 1018 amino acids. NCBI's taxonomy places the organism in Eukaryota, Apicomplexa, Aconoidasida, Haemosporida, Plasmodiidae. The record is from RefSeq and is a predicted model, not a curated record.